GCUGGUUCACCAUGGAUAUUAGUAAUAUUUUUGUUCAUUUCAUACUUUCACUGGUCUUGCUCCUAAGUGAUUUCGCCGAAAGUGAUGAUCCAAGAUUCGUACCAAAAGCUGAGCGCGAACAACCCGUGCUAAUCGAUUUCGGCACCACCGGUCAGCAUCAUGACCAGGGAAAGGACAUCGUGGCCAUGUUGCGGCUACGCGGACUGGCGGAACGACUCAGUAGCCGGAUCGAAACGACCCGGGCGGAGAUCUUCAACGCGUUGGGCGCGCUGGAUUCGCGGGGAAGACUGCCCGACCAAGUGCGUUUCGUUCAGAUACAAACCGAGGACAACACCCGAGGGCUGGUCAUAUGGACCUCUAACGGGUUCUACGUGUCACUGAAGUUCGUCCUGCUGCUGCACUUGGUGGUACUGGCCGUACUGGGGCUGCUGUGUCUGCCAAGAUCGGAACAGAAACAGACUUCGACGACGGAGUCGCAGAUGCAAAUCAUUAGCUCGAAGAGUAUCGAAGUGUAACGGGACAUGUUGAAUAUCAACUGGUUCAACAAGGUGUUUUGUUAGAAUUUUAAUUUCUGUAAAAUA
Messenger RNA from Culex quinquefasciatus (southern house mosquito), 581 nucleotides. RefSeq lists its product as uncharacterized. Bases 12 to 515 code for a protein of 167 amino acids. Lineage: Eukaryota; Metazoa; Arthropoda; Insecta; Diptera; Culicidae. The record is from RefSeq and is a predicted model, not a curated record. The transcript has 3 exons.